AUGUCACAAGGAGAAGAGCAUCCAGAAGAUGUCAGUAGUUUUAUUCCAUAUAUUGAAGCAGUAGUACCCAUCGUAGCCUCUGCUGAAACCGAUCUGGAGUCGAUCAAACUUUUGAUUGAAGACACAUUCCUAUGUGAUUUAGAACCGUAUAAACAAGAUAUAGAUGACCUUGUAAGGAAAAGAAGAAAUGCUUUCGAAGAGAUUACAGAAAAUUGUAUAUCUAGGGAAGAAAUGAAAGCCAGGCAACGGAAACUAGUUAAGGACUUGAUACAUCGAGAUAGCAAACAAACUGCUCACGAUGCAUAUCAUAGAAAGAGGAAAAAAACUAGCAAGUCCCAAGUUUCAGAACAAAGAGUGCAACUAAGUAAAGAUUUAGAGGAGCUUCUUGGACUCAGGCAAUCAACAAGAGCAGAGUUAGUAAGACUGUUAUGGAAGUAUAUAGAAAAGAAUGGUUUACAAAAUUCUGAUGACGAACAAGAAGUCUUCUCUGAUGAAAAAAUGAGAAAGGUUUUUGGUGAGAAGAUUGAUGAGUUUUCAAUUAACACAAUUCUUCAACGUCAUACCAUCGAUCUACCAAAUAAUGAUCCAAAGAAGAAAAAAAACAUGGUAAACAUUGAAAUUGAAAUAUCCAACCCUAGUAGCAGCGGCAGCAGCGGUAGCAGCGACGAUGAUGAGGAUGAUGAGGAUGAUGAGGAUGGACAGGAGAAGGAACAAGAGACGGGAGGUAGCAAAAGUGCAGAUGAAUUUAAUACUCGGUCUUCUAUUUCUAAUGAGGACUCGUCUGAUGAGAUUUCGUCGUCUGGGUAUUAUUCUGUUGACGAAUUCCCCAAUGAUCCAGAGAGCGACAAGCCCAAUGGCGGUUUACAGGGGCCAUCUAAAGAGUCUUCAUCUGGUAUUAGAUCUAGUGGAAGCCCCAAUGAAAAUUCUUCCGGAGUUGAAGACAGUGUCUUAUCGUAUCAAUCACCGGUCGAUUUCUCAGACGUCGGACAGUAA
Molecule: messenger RNA, 993 nt
Organism: Kazachstania africana CBS 2517
Lineage: Eukaryota; Fungi; Ascomycota; Saccharomycetes; Saccharomycetales; Saccharomycetaceae
Gene: UAF30
Product: Uaf30p
Exons: 1
Coding region: 1-993 (330 amino acids)
Biological process (GO): nucleolar large rRNA transcription by RNA polymerase I; transcription initiation at RNA polymerase I promoter
Cellular component (GO): RNA polymerase I upstream activating factor complex; nucleus
Molecular function (GO): RNA polymerase I cis-regulatory region sequence-specific DNA binding
Source: RefSeq, a predicted model, not a curated record